CAUGGCUUUCCCGCUAAACUCUCUAAACUAUAGUUACCCCUAAACAGAAUCCGUGCCUAACAAUUGGCAUGGUUGAUUUCUCCCUUCUUAUUCUUAUAAAUACUAAUUACAUCAACAAUUUUGUGAUCUUCAACAUUAAAAGUCGCUAAUCAAAUAAAUUCAAAUUAGUGAAAAAGACAACACUAUUAAAAAUGACAAGCCUAUCUUUCUCUAUAGUUGCCAGAAGAAGCAUCCUCAAUUUUAAGGUUCUCCAGACAAUUACCCGAAGAUAUGUUCAAUCUGGACCAGGCUCAACCUCUCACGAUGCAACAAACGCCGCAAAACGAGGUCUUAACGAGGCACUAAGGACCGGCGAAAACCUGAAGAAUCAGGCUACCUCCAGCGCUGAAAACAUGGCUGAUAGUACAAAGGAUUCAGCUCACGGUGUAGCAGAUAAAGCAAAGCAAGCAGCGCAUGGUGCUUGGGAAUCAGCCAAGGAAACAGCCCAUAAGACUAAGGACAAUGUGUUUGGCAAGGCUGAUGAAGCCAAGGAAAGCGUUAAAGAGACCGCGAAACGUAGCAUGAACACCAAGAAAGAUCCCAACUGUUAAAGGCCCCUAAUUAAGUGGUUAACAAAAUAUAAUUAUACAUUAAUCAUCUUCAUGGAUGAUGAAGAACCCUUAUAGUUGUACUAGCUAGCUAGCUUUUAAGUUCUCAUAAACGUAAUUUGAACAAUUUUGCUUUUUAUUAAGUUCAAUCUCAUGCUAGUAGUAUGAGGUUGAAUCUUUAUAGGAUUUCUAGUUAUUUCUCUUUCAUUUA
Molecule: messenger RNA, 798 nt
Organism: Beta vulgaris subsp. vulgaris (sugar beet)
Lineage: Eukaryota; Viridiplantae; Streptophyta; Magnoliopsida; Caryophyllales; Amaranthaceae
Exons: 3
Coding region: 192-590 (132 amino acids)
Source: RefSeq, a predicted model, not a curated record